AUGGGAAAUGCUGACGAAACGAUUCAACAACACGAAGCUCAUGAUAAGUCGGAAUCGUUAGCCGAAACUCCUUCGAUACCGAAAGAAUCGGGUCCAGCGUUACGACAAAUGCUUGAUCACGCUCAGAAGCUCUCGCGGUCCUUGAAGAUUCUGAAGGCAAAUACGUGGGACGCAGUAUUCACGUAUCAUAUUGUCAGCAAGAUGGACAACACGACGAAACGCGAGUGGAAAUGCUUCACGAAGGAUAUCGACAUGCCGACAGAAGCUCAAUUAAUCGAAUUUUUGGAAGAACGGUGCGCAAUAGUGGAUACGGACGUGGCUGCAAAGCCGGCAAUUAAAUUAAACUCCUCCGGUAAUGUGCGACAAUCGAACUCUAGACGGGACAAUACUAGUUUCACAGGCGUCUCAACAGACUCUUCAACGUGUAAGGUGUGUGAAAACUUCCACGAAGUGUACAGGUGUCCAGUGUUUAGGAAUUUAUCGGUCGCGUCGCGGACAACUGUAGUCAAAAGGCAUAAACUUUUUAUGAACUGUUUGAGAUUACAUAAUGGAAAGUGUACCUUCGGCCGAUGCCGAAAGUGUAACAGGUUCCAUAAUACGUUAUUACAUAUGGAUUCUGAUCAGCACACAUUAAAUGCCAAGGAAUCCAGUGCACCUACACCAGAUCCAGAGCAUCCACGAUCUUCUGGCAACAAUGUUCAGAAGAUGCGACCUUCCGACGGAGCCAGUACCUCCCAAUCGACGGCCCCAUUCACAGGUGCGGUAGGCACCGCAAAAUCCCAAGUACUGCUGUCCACUGCCUUGAUUUUCGUGGAAGACAGGUACGGGAAAUUACACGAAUGUCGAGCACUUCUCGACUCAGGGUCCCAGUCAAACCUGAUGACUAGGGAACUCGGCGAUCGACUCUCCUUACCUAGGGAACGAUUCAACCUGCCAAUCGGUGGCAUCAACAAUACUUCUACGAAAGUACACGAACGAGUACAAUUAACGAUACGAUCGCGACAGCACGCCUACAAGAGCACGCUGUCGGUCCUCGUCAUCGACGAGAUUGUCACGCAGCAUCCCGCCACGUGGAUCGACGCAAAACUAUUGCGUAUACCUGAGAAUCUGACCCUGGCCGACCCAACUUUCAAUCGUCCAGGCAGAAUUGACCUCCUCAUCGGUGCAUCAAUCUUCUGGGAACUUAUAUGUGCAGGUCAAAUAAAAUUGACCGACGGACAACCCAUUAUGCAGAAAACACAGCUUGGUUGGAUUAUCUCCGGAGAAGUUGCCGUCGCACAUCACAAGAAGAAUCAGACUCACCAAUUUUGUGGAUUCGUUACCGACGAACAAAUCAGCGAUCAAUUGCACCGUUUCUGGAAAUUGGAGGAAUGCAACGGAAGAUCACAUUACACACGUGAAGAACGGGCCUGUGAGGAACAUUUCCAGCAGACACACUUCCGCAAAAACGAUGGAAGGUUCAUCGUCCAGUUACCAUUACGUAGAGAUUUCUCUCAGUUAGGAGACUCAAAACAAACCGCGAUAAAACGCUUUCACGCAGUCGAACGCAAAUUAUCACGGCAGCCUCACCUGAAGGCUCAAUACAUUAAAUUCAUGGACGAAUACGAAUCCUUGAACCACAUGACAGCAAUCAGCGAUAGUCUUCCUGCGGUACAACACGUGUAUUAUAUACCUCAUCACGCAGUUCUAAAGGAAGAUAGUUUAACAACCAAAUUAAGAGUGGUAUUUGACGGUUCGUGUAAAACUACGGCUGGUACAUCUCUCAACGAUAUAUUACUAGUCGGCCCAACAAUUCAGCAAGAUCUGUUUUCGAUCAUUUUACGGUUCCGACAACACAAGUAUGUCUUCACUGCAGACAUUGAGAAGAUGUACCGCCAAAUAAUCAUCCACAAGGAUCAACGGGAUCUUCAGCGCAUAGUCUGGAGACGCUCUCCGGAAGAACCCUUGCGAACCUUCCAAUUGAAUACGGUAACGUACGGUCUUGCAUCAUCACCUUUUCUGGCAAUCCGAUGCCUACAACAAUUGGCACUGGAAAAUCGCGACCGCUUCCCUGAUUCUACUCGGAUAAUCGAGGAAGAUUUCUACGUGGACGACUUGAUCACCGGCGCAGACACAUUGGAAGAAGUAAGCCGCAUUAAAGGUGAAGUCACAACAGUCCUCCAGCUUGCAAAAUUCAAGCUAUACAAGUGGGCAGCGAACGACGAAACGUUACGCAAUAAUAUAAACAAUGAUAUUACUAUGGCGACUCGCAGUAUUGGAGACGACGUGAAAACAUUAGGUCUACGGUGGAAUCCCUUACGAGACGAGCUACAAUACCACGUGCAAGUCCCAGACGCUUCAAAAAGGGUUACCAAACGAACCAUACUAUCAACCAUAGCCCAGAUUUUCGACCCACUUGGACUAAUCGGGCCUACAACCAUUAGGGCAAAAAUCAUACUGCAACGCCUAUGGUUGUCAAAGAUAAGUUGGGAUGAAUCAGUCCCAUUAGACAUCCACACAAUGUGGACGCAAUAUGUCGGGCAGCUACAUAGACUGCAACACAUAAAAAUUCCACGGCUGGUGAAAACGCCCAGCCCGGACACGAUCGAACUGCACGGGUUCUGCGAUGACUCUGAAGCCGCGUACGGAGCCUGCCUAUACAUUCGAUCGCACACACAAAAUGGCACCUGGACUUCAAGGUUGCUGUGCGCCAAAUCAAAGGUGGCACCAAUUAAAAACGUAAGCCUUCCACGGCUCGAGCUAUGCGGCGCACUUCUGCUGGCACAGCUGAGUCAUAAGGCCACACGAGCGCUCAGAAUGAAUAUUGACCGAUCAUAUUUCUGGAGCGACUCCACCAUUACUCUGGCUUGGAUCAAGGGCGAACCAUGUCAAUGGAAGACGUUCGUCGCUAAUCGGGUAUCAGAAAUCCAAAACCUCACGGAUUCUCACGCCUGGAGACACGUUAAAUCUGAGGACAACCCCGCUGACGUCAUCUCACGGGGCAUCGACCCUCAACUACUGGAAGGGACUACAGCCUGGUGGCAGGGGCCUACCUGGCUCUCUGAAGGGCCUGAACACUGGCCGCAACCCCAGAUGUCUCAACCGACGGACAUCCCCGAGACCAGACAGCAGAGUGUGGUAUUUUUAAAUAUAGACAGAGACUUUGAAAUAUUUGAUAAGUUUUCGUCUUUAAGUAGAUUUAAACGCGUAGUGGCUUAUUGUAUACGUUUCAAGCACAACACUUUGAAUCGGAAUAACCGAAGGUGCGGACCAUUAACGGUCAUUGAACUCAAUACAGCCCUCAGCUUAUUAAUUCGACUCAUGCAAAGGCAAGAAUUCCCUAACGAACGGAAAUCAUUGAAACUCAAUCAAGGUUUAAGUAAUAAUAGUAAAUUGUUGACACUACAUCCAUUUCUUGAUAAAGAUGGAAUUAUUCGAGUAGGAGGUCGGUUACGGAAUUCUCGCCUACCUGAGGGUCAGAGACAUCCUAUUAUACUGUCAGCAAAACACAAAUUAACCAAACUCAUCAUUCGAGAUGAGCAUUAUCGCCAUUUGCAUACCGGGGCACAAGCAUUACUAGCCUCACUACGCACACGAUACUGGCCACUAGCAGGUAAAAACACGAUACGAAGCGUCCUGCGACAUUGCAUAGUGUGCUUUAAAAACCGCCCUAACACUUUAAAUCAAAUGAUGGGCGAUCUACCUGAUGCUAGAGUCAAUCCAGCGCGAGCAUUCUUAAAAUGCGGCGUAGAUUACGCGGGUCCGUUUUCCAUAAAAAUCUCACGUAAUAAAACCGGUAAGGCCUACUUAUGUCUUUUUGUCUGCCUUACAACCAAGGCUAUUCACUUAGAGGUAGCUGUCGACUUGUCAACCACGGGGUUUUUAAACGCUUUUAAACGGUUCAUAGCUCGUCGCGGUAGGCCGUCCGACAUGUACUCGGACAACGGCACAAACUUCGUAGGCGCGAAUAAUGAACUGAAGGAACUCCGUAGCCUCUUACAGGACGAACAAAAUCGCGCUACGAUCACAAAUUACUUCGCGCAAGAAUCCAUAAAUUGGCAUUUUAAUCCACCAAAUUCACCACACUUCGGGGGAUUAUGGGAAGCCGGGGUAAAAUCGGUAAAAACGCAUUUACGAAAAAUUAUCGGUAACGCGCUUCUCACCUUCGAAGAACUGUACACGACGUUCAGUUUGAUCGAAGCUUGUUUAAACUCGAGACCGUUAACACCUAUAUCGAACGAUCCUGACGACCUGAUACCUUUAACUCCGGGACACUUUUUAAUCGGGGAGCCUCUUACAGCGUUACCUCAACCGGACUUACUUGACGUACCCUUAAACCGCUUGACCAGGUAUCAACGCAUAACGCAGCUAAAGCAACAUUUCUGGUCACGAUCCAUCGCGAUGGAGUCUGGAGUAUCUGUCGAAUUUACAGCAGCGUUCAAAAUGGACGGAGGUACAAAAAACGAAACUUCUACCGGGUGCGAUGGUGAUUUUGAAAGAUGA
This is a messenger RNA of Athalia rosae (coleseed sawfly), 4482 nucleotides long. RefSeq lists its product as uncharacterized. The record is from RefSeq and is a predicted model, not a curated record. The transcript has a single exon. Gene Ontology annotation, biological process: DNA integration. Gene Ontology annotation, molecular function: nucleic acid binding. Bases 1 to 4482 code for a protein of 1493 amino acids. NCBI's taxonomy places the organism in Eukaryota, Metazoa, Arthropoda, Insecta, Hymenoptera, Athaliidae.